This is a messenger RNA of Filobasidium floriforme, 3242 nucleotides long. Its product is annotated as putative DEAD/DEAH box helicase. Gene Ontology annotation, cellular component: cytoplasm. Gene Ontology annotation, molecular function: ATP-dependent chromatin remodeler activity; ATP binding. The transcript is spliced from 21 exons. NCBI's taxonomy places the organism in Eukaryota, Fungi, Basidiomycota, Tremellomycetes, Filobasidiales, Filobasidiaceae. The record is from RefSeq and is a predicted model, not a curated record. The coding region runs from base 195 to 3101 and encodes 968 amino acids.
CCGCUACAUCUACAUCACCUCAAGCAGUCCUUGCGAAACCUACAAUCUCUAUCAGACUCGGCAUUAUAGUCUUGCAACAAGAAACCCGACGUAGCUCCCGACCAUCCCCGAGGAAGCAACAAAGCAACAAGUCUAAUCAUCCUUUACACUCUCGGACUCGCACAUACAUAAAGCAGGAGGAAUCAUACCGAGGCAUGUCAAGAAUGGAAGCUCUACGUCAAGCCGCCCCUCCGCCGAGAAGGGGUAGACAGAUCGUCCUGUCAAGUGAUAGCGAGGGAGACAGCGACGUCCCCGUCGUCAUCAGCAGCAAUAGUAAGAAGAGCUUGAACACGAGCACGAAGCCUGCUUCUGCGAACAUGAGCGUGAACAAUCGGAACGGCGUGAUGAGACCUACCGAUGCUCAACAGGUCGAAGCUCACUCCCAAGCUCAAGGUGGUCGAGGACUACCUACCGCGCUGAAAGGCAGUGGCAAUGCCGACUCGGGCGUAGAGGCGUUGGAUUUUGAUAAGUUGAAGUUCGAUAAGGAUCGAUCGCAACAAGAGAGGGAUCAGAGGAGGCAUGUUAUCGAGGUGGAUUCAAGGGGUCAUAGGAGUAUGGGUCCGGAAGGUUCGAGGGGGAAGAUGACGAUGGCGGGGUUCAAACCGGUCUCGACUUCCGGCCCUGGUCUAAAUGCGAAGACUGACGUUUACCGAGGGAUCAGCUCCGCUCAGCCUGAAGCUCGGCCCGCCUCAAAUCCGUCGAAGCCGAGCUCGACCAACUCGGCUGAUUACGCCAAGUUCAAGUCCACGGGAGCCUUUGCCUCGCCUGCCAAACCUUCGAGUACAACCUUGCGAGUGGACCCUUCCAGCCCGUUCUACCGGCCUCAGAAGCAAGCACUACCUCAGGAUCAUUGGAUGGUCUCCCAGUUGAACGCUCAUCACGCCCAGCAGAGACAGAACGGACGACCUUCAGCUCCAGCGGGUUCGGGCGCAGCCAUGGGGAUGGGGCAGGAUUACGGGAUCGCAGCGGGAUAUACUGCCGCCCACGCUUCCGGGUCUGCUUCCCAACCCGGACCAGCCAAGCCCCGGACAGAGGAGGAUGGCGAAGAUUUUUCUUCGGCCCUUAACGAUAUCAAAGCGGACCCUAUGGAUUAUACCCGUGUCUCUGCCGAUCAGGCCGAGGCGGAUAUGAGGGAGUUGCUUUCCGGAGCUAUUGGAGAUGGGGAAGACAACACGGGCGGAGCGGAGGAAGGGGCAAACUUGGUAGAGGGGUUCGCAGACGGGAUGACUUUGAUGCCCCAUCAGAUCAGGGGAGUCAGUUGGAUGGGACAGAGAGAGGUGGGGACUAAGCGAGGUGGAAUCUUGGCCGAUGACAUGGGUCUGGGGAAGACGGUCCAGACGAUUGCCAACAUCUUGAAACGACCUAGGAACAAGGCAGAGGAAAAGCUGGGUUAUACGAACACGACCUUGAUUGUCACUCCCCUGUCCGUCAUGGAUCAGUGGGUCAAGGAGAUCAAGAACAAGACUUCACCGGGCCGAUUGAAGGUUUGCAGCUACCACGGACCUCAGCGUGGGAAAAUCGCGGAUAAGCUCCAUAAAUUCGAUGUGGUCGUCACGACCUAUAGCACUCUGAGCUCCGAACAUGGCGCCCCGGCCAAAUCGACCGUAUCCAAGGCCAAGGCCAAAUCCAAGGCGGCUUCGACGUUGCAGUCCGACUCCGAAAGCGGCUCGGAAUCAGACGGGGAGCGGUUCGGAAAGAGCUUGAAAAAGGCCAAGCCGAAGACGAGUCCGUUGUUCCAGAUCAAGUGGUUGCGCGUGGUCUGCGACGAAGCACAGCAGAUCAAGAACAGGAACACCAAGGCGGCCAAAGCUGCAGUGGCGUUAGACGCUAGGUUGCGUUGGUGUUUGACAGGUACCCCCAUUCAGAACAACGUCGAAGAGCUCUUCUCGCUAUUCCAGUUCUUGCGUGCCAGGCCUCUCGACGAUUGGGGUCAUUUCAAGGAACGAAUUAUCCAGCCGGUGAAGGCUGGGCGUCCUAAGCAAGCGAUGAAAAGGAUCCACGCCGUUCUUAAAGCCGUCAUGCUCAGGCGCACCAAGGAUGCUACUAUCGACGGCAAAGCGAUCCUGAACCUGCCAGCUAGAAACGUCAAUGUUAUCUCUUGCGAGUUUGAUCGGGCGGAACGAGACUUCUACGACGCUCUCGAAAAGAAGCAGGCAUUGACCUUCAAUCGAUUCCUGAAAGCUGGAACUGCGAUGUCCAACUAUACAUCCGUUUUGACGCUGUUGUUGCGGAUGAGGCAAGCGUGUUGCCACCCAUCUUUGGUCACUGCAUCGUUAGCGACCGACGCAUCCGCUAUUGAGAGCAAGCCGGCUACCAACGAUAAUCUGGAGGAUGACGUAGACGAGCUUGCCGAUUUGAUGCAGGACGCUGGACUUGGCAAAAAGGCCGCUAAAUGCGAGAUCUGUCUUGCUCCUUUGGAGGACCCCGCUGCGACUUCCUGUGACGACUGCCAGGAUUUCGUGAGAAAGGCAAGAGAGGGAUCCGACGCUACCCCCAACAUGCCGCCUAGCAGCGCCAAGACGCGGAUGACUGUCGAAAUUUUGAGGCAGAUCGCGGACCGAUCAGACGGUGAAGAGAAGACGAUCAUCUUCUCGCAGUUCACGUCGUUCCUCAACAUUGUCGAGCCGUUCUUGAAGCAAGCCGGCGUCAAAUACGUUCGAUACGAUGGCAGCAUGCGCGCCGAUAAACGAGAACAGGCUCUCGAAGCCAUUCGAAACAAACCCGAGAUCAAGGUCAUCUUGAUCUCGUUCAAAGCUGGAAGCACGGGUCUCAACCUAACUUGCUGCAACAACGUUAUCUUAAUGGAUCUGUGGUGGAACCCUGCUUUGGAAGAUCAAGCUUAUGAUCGAGCGCAUCGACUGGGACAGAAGCUCGACGUGCACAUCUACAAGCUCACCGUUCGAGAGUCCGUCGAGGACCGCAUCCUUAAGCUUCAAGAGGCUAAGCGGGAGCUAGCAAAGGCGGCUCUCUCGGGUGAUUCUACCAAGAACAUGAAGUUGCAGCUUCAAGACCUCAUGGACCUGUUUAAACCUGGCCAUACCUCUCAGGAUGACGACGAAUGAGUUGCUCUUGUUAUCUCUUACCCAGCUCAGCUUGUGACUCUGUUUCACACAAUUUGUAAUGACGCUCCAGCGGUUGUCCGUCUCGAUACUUGUAUACCCCUCCGAUGUUUCAUCUGUUAAGACUGCCCAUUUGCCUCGCCA